This is a messenger RNA of Alosa alosa (allis shad), 3400 nucleotides long. RefSeq names its product bromodomain and PHD finger-containing protein 3-like. Gene Ontology annotation, molecular function: protein binding. The record is from RefSeq and is a predicted model, not a curated record. Bases 644 to 3238 code for a protein of 864 amino acids. Lineage: Eukaryota; Metazoa; Chordata; Actinopteri; Clupeiformes; Clupeidae. Gene Ontology annotation, biological process: regulation of transcription by RNA polymerase II. The transcript has 14 exons. Gene Ontology annotation, cellular component: MOZ/MORF histone acetyltransferase complex.
UAAAGGUUAUUUGUUAUUGAGUCGGUUUGGGACCAUAGACCACAUAUCUUUCCUAAUGCAAGUGCGUUAAUGGUAGUGCUGUUAGGGAUGAGGUUUUUGGAAGGCUGAGGCGUUUCAUAUUAAACAGGAAAACGAGGCAUAAAGGGCUGCACUCUCUUAUCGCUGAAUUGCAAAUACAAGGGCGCGCAAAUGAGGAAGAGAUUCCAGAGUUGCUUUUCUAUUCGUCAGCCAAUCGGGAGCAAGGCUGAAAGAAUCGCUGGCCUUCUGACACCUCAUUUCAACCAAUCAAAUAGCUAUGCGCGUUCCGUACGCGGUAAAUGUAAGCUACCAGGGGCCGAGAGUUCGUUUUUUCAAAAGGGGCGUAUUUUUCAAGCCAUUUUAAUUGGAACCCAACAUCCUGGUUCGAGCGACUGCAGGACGCAACAGUAAAAUAUUACACUGUGAAAUAUAGACGCAGUGUCACACUAAAUAAAAGCUAAAUUACAGAUGUGCAAUUCAAGCUGGAACGGACCGUUUGUUGGAAGUCAUAUCAAUGGAGGACUAACGUAACGUCGCUGGCUGCAGACUCGGACGCUGUCACUCUGGAUAUGACCGGCUUUCACGGUCGAACAUAGUUGCGCGGGAGACGAGGGAGCGAAUACCGAUGCGGAAGAUCCGAAGGAGAGGUGGGCCGGCCGGUAGUGGCGGCUUCGGCAGGGGUCGGGGGCGAGGCCGAGGGAGGGGGGGCCACCACUCUUACGAUGACCCCAACCUGCAGCUGCGCCCCCACUCCCCGUGCCGCCUGAACCUGUCGGUUACCCGGGAGACGCUGACGUACGCGCAGGCGCAGAAGAUGGUGGAGGUGGAGCUGGACGGGCGUCUCCACCGCAUCAACAUCUCCGACCCGCUGAGCGUCAUCACCGAGGACGAGAUGACCGCGCAGGACCUGGCCGAGUGCAACAGCAACAAGGAGAACAGCGAGCAGACGCCCGCGCACACCAUACAUACGUUCACCCGCGUGGCAUCUGGACUUAGUGCAGACACCUGUCUCUUCAGGCUGAAUAAGAUCUGCACAGGCGUGGCCGUCCAGAGGAAGAAUCAGUUCAUGCAGCGUCUCCAUAACUACUGGCUGCUCAAGCGCCACUCUCGCAACGGAGUCCCACUCAUCCGACGCCUCCACACACACCUGCAGAACCAGAGAGCCGCUGACCAGAGAGAGCCAGAUGAGAAGCUGCAGGCAGUGCGUGAGGAGCUGAAGUAUUGGCAGAAGUUGAGACAAGACCUGGAGAAAGCACGCCUACUGGUGGAGCUGAUACGCAAGAGGGAGAGACUGAAGAGGGAGCAGAUGAAGGUCCAGCAGGCGGCGCUAGAGCUGCAGCUGACCCCGGGGCUGGUGCUUUUGCGCUCCACACUGGACCAGCUGCAAGAGAAGGACUCGGCCGGCAUCUUCACCACACCGGUCAGCCUGAAGGAGGUGCCGGACUACCUGGAGUUCGUGUCCGAGCCGAUGGACUUCAGCACCAUGCGAAGGCUGCUGGAGGAAGGCCAGCCGGGCUGGAAUGUCUGGGCGCGGACCAGCGGGGGGCGCACUAAGCGCAUCAGGCUGCUGCGCCGGGAGGUGAACAGCCUGCGCCACAAACUGAGCCACCGCCGCCGCCUCCCCACACCACUCUGCACCUCCCCCCUGAAGGAGGAGGACGAGGAGCAGGACCAGGAGCAGGAGGAGGCAGAGGCAGGGAGGGAGGCCAAGAGCAAAGAGGAGUACGCCACCAUACCAUCACAAACGCCAGAAAACCACAAACCUAAAACCCCUCCCCCUACAACUCCAUCAUGCCCCGCCUCCUCCCCCCUGCCUGGGGAUGCCCCUCCCCUAGCCCCUUCCCUGGGGCCAGAGAGCACGGGCACACACACGCCAGGCACACACACUGGCACGCGCACGGCAGGGCGACCGGAGGGCACGGACACAGCAGGCACGCCCACGGGCACACACACCCAGGGCACGCGCCUGGCGGCGCGCUCACGAGGCAGGGGUCGCAGGCGUGUAGAGGGCCAGGGGGUGGGGUCAGACAAGGCAGAGACCCCCCAAGCAGAGGUCGGGGAGACCCCAAACCUGCCCGAGGGGGGCGAGAAUGGACUGCCCUACUCGACUGUGCCAAGCGUUGCCACGGUGAUGGGAGUGGGCCGCCGCACGUCUGUCCUGUUUAAGAAGGCCAAGAACGGCGCGCGGCAGAGGAAGGCGGAGCCUGUGGGGCUGGUGAAUGGGGGCGGAGUGGAGAAGGGCCACAUGGAACACGCCCCUGAUCGGCCCGAACGCUUCCACUCAGAACCAGAACCCGUCUCUAAAGCAGAACCGCCCACAGAACCCGUCUCUAAAGCAGAACCGCCCACAGAACCCGUCUCUAAAGGAGACCCACCCACAGAACCCGUCUCUAAAGCAGAACCGCCCACAGAACCCGUCUCUAAAGCAGAACCGCCCACAGAACCCGUCCCCUCCUCACCCCGGCACCUGAGGUCCAGAGGGCCCAGCUCCGACUCCGAAAGCCAGAACACACACACACCUGUGCCAGCCCCUGCCCUGGCCCCACAGACCCACAAGCCAACCUUGGACUUGGACACACACACACACACACACACACCCUUCAAAGACAGCGCCUUGACUAACGGGUGUAAGAAGCACAGAGACGACUCCCCCGACUCCCUGGAGAGUGGCACACACACUCAUGAAACCCACAGCUCGCCUCCUCCCAAACGCAGCCGAGGCAAGCCGGCCCUCUCCAAAGCACCUGCGGCAGAUCUGGAGAACGGGGACAUCGGCACAGGUGAGGGCUUGCUGGAGUCCCAUGAGGGAGAGGAGGAGGACCUGGCGCCCCUCCACCUGGUGUGGGCAAAGUGCAGAGGGUACCCCUCUUACCCCGCCAUGAUGGUGGACCCGUGCAUGCCGCGGGAGGGGCUGCUCCAUAACGGCGUGCCCAUCCCCGUGCCACCCAGAGAGGUGCUGAAACUGGGCGAGCAACGGCAGGCCGAGUGCGAAGAUAAACUCUUCCUCGUGCUCUUCUUCGACACCAAGAGGACCUGGCAGUGGCUUCCUCGGGACAAGCUGCACCGCCUGGGCCUGGACGACGCGGUGGACAAGCUGCGGCUGGUGGAGGGGAAGAAGCCCAACGUGCGCAAGUCUGUGCACACGGCCUACAGCCGGGCCAUCGCCCACCUCAGCCAUGUCAGGGGCAACGCCAACUUCAGCCCCUCCAGCUACAUCUAGCCCACCACAGGGUCCCCCAGGGCACUGCCACUCUACACACUCACAGGGUCCCCCAGGGCACUGCCACUCUACACUCACCGGCGCCACAACGCCAUGGGGCACUGACCUGCCCAAGGGAACAAAGCCACUAAUCCGCUGAUCAACUGUGUGUGUGUGUGUGUG